This is a messenger RNA of Capronia coronata CBS 617.96, 1494 nucleotides long. Its product is annotated as succinate-semialdehyde dehydrogenase. Bases 1 to 1494 code for a protein of 497 amino acids. NCBI's taxonomy places the organism in Eukaryota, Fungi, Ascomycota, Eurotiomycetes, Chaetothyriales, Herpotrichiellaceae. The transcript has 8 exons. The record is from RefSeq and is a predicted model, not a curated record. Gene Ontology annotation, molecular function: succinate-semialdehyde dehydrogenase (NAD+) activity.
AUGGGCGAACAACCGACAUUCAAGUUGAACAAACCUGCGCUGUUCCAGAACAAAUCUCUGGUCGAUGGAGCCUGGUUGGAAGCGAAAUCGGGGAAACGAUUUGAUGUGAUCGAUCCUGGCACCGGCCAGCCGUGGACCACUGCACCAGACAACGACGCUUCUGAUGUUGAAGAGGCCGUACAGGCUGCCCACCGGGCGUUCCUCGGCUACAGAAGACUCAGUCCCCUUUUCCGCUACCAAUGUCUGUUGAAAUGGGGCAGUCUCAUACGAGAGCACCGGGACGACCUGGCCCAAAUCGUGACGUACGAGACGGGAAAGCCGAUCACCGACGCUCAAUUCGAGAUCGAUUACGCUCAAAGUGCGGCGUGGUGGUUCGCCGGCGAGGCCGAAAGGAUCCAUGGCACCGCCUUCGACUCUUCCGUCUCGGGAAAGAAAGUCAUGACGGUCAAGCAGCCCAUCGGCGUUGCCGCUGCGCUGGUCCCGUGGAACUAUCCAGUCGCUAUGAUUUUGAGAAAGGCCGGUGCUGCGCUCGCCGCUGGCUGUACCAUGAUGAUCAAACCGUCGCCCGAGACACCCCUGUCUGUGCUGACGCUGGCGUUGUUGGCCGAAGAGGGCGGGUUUCCUAAGGGAGUCUUGAAUGUCUUGCCAACGAGUCUCAAGAACACGCCCGAAGUGAGCGAAGCUCUUUGUCACCAUCCGCUUGUUAGGAAAGUCACCUUCACUGGUUCUACCCGAAUAGGGAAAUUGAUCGCGAAAUUAUGCACCGAUGGGAUGAAAAAGGUGGCUCUUGAAUUGGGAGGGAAUUGUCCUUUUAUCAUCUUCUCAGAUGCGUCCCUAGUCCAGGCUGCCGACGCACUCAUGAACCUCAAGUGGCGUAACGCCGGACAAGCUUGCAUCAGUGCGAAUCGGGUAUACGUACAAAGCGAUGUAUAUGACCAGUUUGCAGAGAUCCUCAUGGAACGGACUGCCAAGCUCGUCGUUGGUCACGGCAGCCUCCCGUCUUCGACAAUGGGACCCGUCACCACUCCACAGAGUCUCGACAGGGCUCGCUCACAGGUGGAGGAUGCCAGAAAGCACGGAGCUAGCAUAGCUCUCGGUGGUGACAGAGUUAAAGAUAUGCCUGGUUUCUUUUUCCAGCCCACCAUCAUCCUCGAUGCCACGAAGGAAAUGCGUGUCACUCAGGAAGAGACAUUUGCACCAAUUGUGACAUUAUACAGGUUCGAGACGGAGGAAGAAGCCAUUGAAGCCGCGAAUGACACGAGUAUGGGUCUGGCCUCGUAUGUCUUCACCAAGAACAUCGACCGAGCUUUCAGGUUAGUGGAGGAUCUGGAGGCCGGUAUGAUCGGGCUCAAUACCAGCUCUAUAUCUGCAGCAGAUUCUCCUUUCGGGGGUAUCAAAGAAUCUGGCUAUGGCAAGGAAGCCGGUAAAGACGUCGCCGUCGAGGAGUAUCUGGUUACCAAGGUGGCAUCUUUUGCACUCGAAAGUCGGGUAUGA